Exserohilum turcica Et28A is the source of this 1038-nucleotide messenger RNA. RefSeq lists its product as uncharacterized. The transcript has 4 exons. The record is from RefSeq and is a predicted model, not a curated record. The coding region runs from base 1 to 1038 and encodes 345 amino acids. Lineage: Eukaryota; Fungi; Ascomycota; Dothideomycetes; Pleosporales; Pleosporaceae.
AUGUACCACGAUUCUAGACAUUCAUGUGUAGAAAUUACUCCUAUGAAGAUGUCCGCAGAGCGCUUACUCGCAUAUUCAAUAACACAUCGUUUUGUGUCGCGGUUGGGUCCGCUCCAAAUCGUCAAGUCAUUCGGGAAAGAUGAUUGGGCCAUUAUCGUUGCGCUGAUAUCCUUCGGUUUGGGAAAUCGUCUAGAAGUGCUGGAAGAGAACGUAACAAGCUACCGUAGACUACUUUUGGCUCGCCUCCUGCACCAGGUAUUCGUGGUGCUGGCAAUAGGCCUUGUGAAGAUAUCAAUCUGCAUGUUUCUUCUGCGUCUAGUCACGAAGAAACUGUACGUGUGGUUUCUCUGGGGCAUGGUUGCUUUUAUGUCUGCCUUCACGAUUGCCAGUGUGCUGACGAUAGUCCUCCAGUGUGAUUCCAUCUCCGCUGCAUGGGACUAUUCGUUGCGUUUACCUCCAAUGGAAGUAGGCCAUUCAAAGUGCUAUAGCCUCAAUACUUUCAAACAUAUUGGGCUCUUCAAUGGAGGUAUGCGUAUCAUGAAGCACACCCCUCCCAACCUCGUUGCUGAUGACACAGUGAUCCACAUCCUUACGGAUGUUCUCCUUGCACUUCUGCCAACACUUCUUAUUUGGAGACUCCACAUGGUGAGACGUGUUCGUCUCUCCCUGAUAGCAGUCCUUUCCAUAGGCAUUCUUGCAGCAAUAGCUGGUAUCAUCAGACAAGUCAGCGCGGGCCCACUUGAUGAAUACGAUGCUUACUCGAUCUGGAAUCUCGUUGAGCUGCAUCUUGGUAUUGUUGCAGCUUCACUGCCGGCUCUGAAGCGAAUAUUCAUCAAGGUUUUUGAAACUAUAGGCAGUGCAGCAAGCGCAGCGAGGACAGCAAAAUAUGAUGUCUCCAAUAGCAUCGUACUGCCGUCCUAUGGAAAUGCAACAGCUGUGAGAGGGGCAUGGAAGUUGGAAGACACCAGUCAAAUUGAUGUCUUGUGUGCACGGGACAACAUUCGUGUAACGAGGGAGGUGCAAGUUGACCAGGGAUGA